CAGAACCAGCUUGUGCCCCUGUUUCCUCCCAUCUCCAUGGAGUCACGUGCUACAUAGGUAACGUGAUCUACACCGAGGGGUUGUGCCGAACUUAUCUUCUCUCUUCAAAAGAUCUUUGGUUGGACUAAGGCGCGGGUAGUCUCCCGGAGCAGACGAGAUCUCUCCCACCCUGUUCCCUCAACCUGGACGCUACAACCCAUAACCUGCACCACCUUGACUUCAGGUGUCGUCUGCUACACACAGGUGUGUCGUCUGACACCAGCAGACGACUUUGCUAACUGUCGUCUGCUCGAGCAGGCGAUAACGUCACCUGCUUUAAAGGUGUGUCGAUCAAGCCUAGAUCACGGAGAGUAAAGUUUGAUCUCAACAAAACAAGAUGUCGAUGAAAAAUUUAAAAGUCGAUGAACUGGAGGAGAACAUCGACGAAGUCAAGGAAGUUGUUGAGGACGUCUUCUCGGCGCUUGUCGCCACUGUCGUUGUCUCUUGCAUCAUCCUAUUUGUCGUCCUCCUCCGUGUCUACAUCAGAUGGGGGACGGACAACCCAAGCCGCAAUAAGAUGGAGGGGAAGACGGUGAUAAUCACAGGCGCCAACACAGGGUUAGGCAAGGCCACGGCAAUAGAACUGGCCAAGCGGAAGGCGCGCGUCAUUCUGUGUAUCCGCGACAAGAACAAGGGCGAGGCGGUGGCGAGGAGCAUCAAGAAGAAGACAGGCAAUCAGAACGUCUUCGCCGAGGUUUUGGACCUCGGUAACUUCCGGUCCAUCCAUGACUUUGUGUACAGAUUCAACGACAAGGAGAGCGCCCUCCACGUCCUCAUCAACAACGCAGGCUACAUGGGUCCUAAAGCCACCACCAAUGACGGCAUUGAACGUUGUUUCGGCGUCAACCAUCUUGGACACUUCUAUCUGACCUUGCUGCUGAAGGAGAAGCUGAAGAAGUGCGCGCCCAGCCGCGUCAUCAACGUCGUGUCCGACGCCUACCUCAAGGGCAAACUGGACUUCGAGGAUCUCGCCAUGACGAAAAGCUACGACAUCUACAAGGCCUACUCCCGGAGCAAGCUGGCCCAGACGGUGUUCAGCAUGGAGUGUCAUCGCCAUUUCUUCUCAGAUGUCGUCUGCACUUACGCUGUUCAUCCGGGCCCAUGCUGCACCGACCUGCUCCGCAGCUGGCCCGGGAUGAACGGCAACCUGCUGCGAGCCAUGGCGAGGAUCCUCUUCAAGACGCCGGAGGAGGGAUGUCAGACCAUUGUCUAUUGUGCCGUGGCCGAUAAGCUAAGAGAGCACUCGGGUAAACUCUUCGUCAACUGCAAGGCACAGAAAAUUAAAGAAAUUGCAAGAGACAAAACCAGGGGAACCAAGUUAUGGAAUGUCAGUCUUCAGCUGUGCGGUCUCCCGCCAGAGGAUGUAGAAGAAGAGGAAGUUGUUAUUCCGGAGAAACCAAAGGUCGAGGAUCUCAAGAAGCGCGAGGGAGCCGCCGCAGCUGCUCAAGCGAAAGAAUCCAAACUUCCGGUUCUGGAUCAGGCCAAAGCUGCAGCUGCAGCUGCUGCUAAACAGGAACCUCCCCAAGUUGCCAAGAAACCUGCCCCUGAACCCCCCGCAAAACCCCAACCUGCCCCCGUUCAAGCCCCUGCUCCUUCUUAAAAAACCCAUCCUGUUUACUACUUCAAUAUUCGUGGACGUGUGGGCAGACAUCUUGAAAAUGGACUCGAACUGAAUCGUGUCGAUUGGAAUAACGAACGACACUCCUUUGUGAAUUGUAUGGAUACAUAUCCAAAGUGGAAGUAUUGCGAUGUAUUUAUCUAGGAAGGGGAACUAUCUGUUCCUCCCUCACUGCCAGUCAAGAUCAAGGUGACCUGUUUUGUGAUCGCGUUCGACAUUUUCAACAUGGCCCCGAGUCUCAACUCGGACAAUUCCAGCUGGCAUGCACAGCACAGCAGUGCUCCGAUACAUAUCCAGUAUUUAUUGAGUUCCAGGUUGCUGCUUGUGUGGUAGAUAGGAAGGUGUGUGUGGUGACGGCUGGGUGUACUUGACAGCAGCAGUGAGUCCGCCUUUAAGAUAAGAGUAUUUUGUGAUGACAGAUGGCAAUUCUUGAAAGCAUCGGUGAUUUCGCCUUUAAGGUAGUUGGAAAUACUUCACAGCAACAGUGAGUCCGCCUUUAAGAUAAGAGUAUUUUGUGAUGACACAUGGCAAUACUUGAAAGCUUCGGUGAGCCCGCCUUUAAGACAUGAGCGGUGUGUGGUGACAUUUGGAAAUACUCGACAUCAACAGUGCGUCCGCCUUUAAUAUAGGAGUAUUUUGGGCUGACAAUUGGGAUUACAAACAGUCAAUAAAAGCUUCAAUGGGUCAACAGUCAACAUAAAUCACAGUCUCAGUGGGUACAUGUCUCUAAUAUCUUAACAUCUCUGUAAAGAUAGACACAUGACGGAGAGUAACGCCAUCAUAGCUUCGUUUUAAACCGUAUUCGACAGAAAAAUCAUUACAAUAAGCCGGCCAGUCAUAUUACACUAAUGAGCGAGAGACAUCCGUCGCUGUGGUAGUUAUAAGCGAGAUAGAGAUGAUGACGUCACUUCCGGAACAAAGGUUUGAUGGCGAAUGGGUCCAGGGUAUCCAUCAGAAUAGAAUAGGAACAUGAUGCACUGUACAAUCGAGAAUGGACAGUAUGUCUGCCACAACACAGCUGUUUAACGACGUCAUCAAGUCUGUGCCAUUAGUCCAUCUACAGGUUAGCAUCUGUGGCAACUGCUUUAAUAUACGUCAUUAACAUGACGUCAGUAUAUGUAAAUCACGUGACGACAACGUCUUAUAUCACACCAUGAUAUGGGGGUUCGGCGGAAGUAAGCAGUAGUUACCCCUGGCAGAAUUCGGUGACAUCGAUCGAACCAUACAAACAUUCAGUAGGAUUAGUGCGACCUUGUGAUAGCGGGCAUGGGUAUAUGUGACAUUACCAUGGAUAUUUCACUACAAGACAAGAUUCUGCGUGAAGUUCUCAUUGAAAUGCCAUCGCAGUACAGUAGCGGGUCAGGUUAAAUGGAAGCGUCACAACUGUAGGAGUACAGGUCAUGUUGUCAUGGAUAUUUCAUUACAAGACAGGAUUCUUCGUGAGGUUACCAUGGAAACGCCAUCGCGAUAUGUCAAGUUAAAUAAAAACUUCACACUCGUAGACGUCUAUGUGACGUUACCACGUAAACAUGAUCAAAGGUGUGAACUUCCCGGCAGUUAGCUAUGAACGACAUCAACUGGAUCUAUUCUUGGAAUUAAGGAAAUGAAAAUGCUAAGUGUUGACAAAUUCGUGGACUGUUGCGCUAAUUUGAUAUAGGACGUCAUCUUAUGACGUCAACUAAUGACUGACUACUACUUAUGUGAUGAGGCAUUUAGCGGAACUUCAUCCAACCCUCGUCUGUAAGUCAUCUGAUAUGCUUCUGUCGUUGUGGCUGAUGCGAGGAUGGGCUGUGACCUUGCCAUGUCCUCUAAAUGACCGUAUCGGAUCAUUCUUGUUCCAGAUAGUGUUCUUUGAUAUUUGGUUGAUCUGUGUUUUUCGUCUGUGAUUUGAUCACAGAUAUGUCAGAUGCUUCGUCUCUGAGGGGAGGUUCAUGUAUCCCGUCAUGCAACAUCUGGAGUCGGUGCUCUUAUCAAUGUACCACUUGCCUCACCGCAGUCUGUUCAUCUUGGAUUAUUCAGGAUAUCAUCUGGUGAAUAUAAAGGAUAUCGUCUGGUGAAUAUAAAGGAUAUCAUCUGGGGAAUACAAAGGAUAUCAUCUCGGAGUAAAAAGGAUAUCAUCUGGGGAAUAUAAAGGAUAUCGUCUGGGGAAUAUAAAGGAUAUCGUCUGGGGAAUAUAAAGGAUAUCAUCAGGGAAUAUAAAGGAUAUCGUCUGGGAAUAUAAAGGAUAUCAUCUGGGGAAUAUAAAGGUUUAUCAUCUGGAAAUAUAAAGGGUUUCAUAUGCCUUCAAUGUACGAUUGUCGUGGCGAACAUGGGUUUUAGUUUAGAGAAGAAUCGUUUUUUAUCAAAAUAUCGAGAUGAGAGGUUGCAGUUUCCGAACCCUCUGCCGCUGAAUCACAACAAUAGUUGAGUAUAAUGGCAAUAAUUGACAGUUGCCUACUUUUGCUAAGUCAGCACAUAUGACCUGUGUCUUGCCGAUAAAGCGUGUCGUAUUUUAGCAUCGAGUUCAUAUCAGAGCUGCAUCUUGAAACUAGUUCCAAGCAAAGUAGUAUUCUGAGAUUAAGUUCCAUUUACGUAUGUAUGUUUUCAUGCAUAACGAUAGAAGCAAGGUACUUACUGGACGGCAUGGGAGGCGGGACAGGUGCAUAUGCAAUACUUACUCCCUCCAUAAGCACAGGUGCCUAGUGUAAUAGACUUUUACCUAUAAUACCCAAUCUAUAAUCCUCGGAACUUAAUCCUCAUAGUCUAAACCAUUCUUGGGUCACUAGGCCAAAGUGCAGCCCUGUUAUCACCAAUAAGAAAUAAUCGGUGGUGAUGAUGAUGAUGAUGAUGUACCGUGAAACCUCGUUAGUCCGGACCCCGUUAAUCCUGAAACCCCGCCUUCUGAACAAUUAUUAUUGGGAAGGUGUAUUCGUAGUAAAUUUACAUAACUAAUAACCAAUGAUUCGUUAAUCCGGAUAUUCGUUAAUCUGGACGAUUUAACUGUGAACGGUACCGUCCGCAUUUACGAGGCUUCAUUGUACAAGUCCAUACAACAAACUAACAUAAGAUAUAUGCCAUUGUCUAAGUAAUCUAUGCAAAUGCUUCUGAAUUCCAGCCAUCUUGAGCUGAAUUAUUUCAGGACGUAUAUUUCCAGUCCGUGCCUAAACCUGCCAGUGAGAAUAACGAUGGUCAAUAAUCAAAUGUAUGCAUGCAUUUUCUGUGUGACGUAGCAGAUAUUUUGUGUAGACGUUUGUGAAGAAAACUAUGUAUAGAUAUUUUCGAAUGAUUUACUGAAUUGAUAUUUUGCCUUGUAAUAAAAUGCUAAUUAUU
Haliotis rufescens (red abalone) is the source of this 4966-nucleotide messenger RNA. RefSeq names its product retinol dehydrogenase 12-like. The coding region runs from base 377 to 1639 and encodes 420 amino acids. The record is from RefSeq and is a predicted model, not a curated record. The transcript is spliced from 4 exons. NCBI's taxonomy places the organism in Eukaryota, Metazoa, Mollusca, Gastropoda, Lepetellida, Haliotidae.